This is a messenger RNA of Danaus plexippus (monarch butterfly), 2375 nucleotides long. Its product is annotated as zinc finger protein 568-like. Bases 107 to 1096 code for a protein of 329 amino acids. Gene Ontology annotation, biological process: negative regulation of transcription by RNA polymerase II; regulation of immune system process; regulation of cytokine production. Lineage: Eukaryota; Metazoa; Arthropoda; Insecta; Lepidoptera; Nymphalidae. The record is from RefSeq and is a predicted model, not a curated record. The transcript has 10 exons.
UGUAUCUGUCUUUUCACUGACUAGCUGUCGUAUAAUGAGAAAAAUACUAAUAUUUACGGAAAUCUUGUUAUUUUCAAAUAAGAAAUAAAGAAAACUCUGUUUCAAGAUGGAUAAAUGUGGCAUUUGCUUAAAACCUGCUGUUCAGUUAUUUGAGACAGGCAAAGACGGUGUCUAUGCAUGUUUCAAAUGUCAGCCCUUGGUUCCGGAAGUAACAAUAGGUGAUGCUUCAGAGAAGCAGUCUCCGACAUUAGUCAGGGAGGAGGAUAGUGAAGCGCUCUUCUGUGGUAUUUGCAACAAGUCUUUCAGCAAGAGUAUGCAGCUUCAGAACCACAUGAGGAACCACCGAGCGGAACGACGCUUCGUGUGCACCUACUGUAACAAAGCAUUCUCUCAAUCCAAUAAUUUAAGAGCACAUCUCCGUAUCCACACUAAUGAACGUCCAUACAAAUGCCAGGAGUGUGGCAAGGCUUUUACUCAGGUAACAAAUCUGAAUAAUCAUGUACGUCUUCACACCGGCGAGAGGCCCUUUGUCUGCCCCGAGCCGGGAUGUGACAAAGCAUACGCCCAGGUCACAAAUCUGAACCAACAUCGUAAGCGUCACCUGUCCGGUCGCGCGGAUUCCUACGACUGCAGCGUCUGCGGCGAGAGAUUCACACAGAGGAAUCACAUGUACACACACAGACGCGAGGCCCAUGACAUAAAAUCACCUGUGAGAAGUCAGAGACAUAGUUGCACCGUCUGUGGUGUGUCACUGCCCAGCGAGAGUCACUUGCAGAUACAUAUGACAAGACACAUGGGAGAGGAUAAUGAACAUAAGCCGGUGGUAGGUGGUGAGUGGGGUGUGUCGUGUGUUUUCUCAUCGUGCGGGGCUCGCUUGUCGUCGGCCCGCGACCACACCGACCACCUGCUGAGGGCCCACCAGCUGAGGGUACUGGCCAGGGGUAGAGACCAUCAUCCGCCUAAAAGAGGGAGACCACCCAAGAUUCUAAAAGAGCCCCUCGACAUCCCCGAACAUAGACAAUUUGAAGAGGUCAAAAUUAUAAAGGAGGAGCCGCAGUUCUUGCCCAAGUUGAAACUACAGAGUUUGUUUCAGUGAUAGAUAAAGACAAUAACUAUACAGACAGAGUUGCAUAUAUUAUAUAUCUUUGGUCGUUUGAGAAAUGUUCACAAGAUCUACAUAUAUGUAUAUAAUAGUUUUUAAAUGAGUUUAAGUGCAAUUUAUAUAAGAAUAGAGCAGCAAUAACCCGUUUCAUUGUUUACAUGUGAUGUUACUUUACAAUUGUCUAUGGAUAUAUAUUAUCUACAUUUGUUUUUUUUUUUUUUCCAGCGUUAUCUAUGAUUGGAUAGAAAUUUUACUGCCAUGGUUUUUAAUAUAUUUUUAAGCCGUAUUUUAGCAAAAAAAAAAGUUUUACGGCUUUUUUAUGUAGGAAUCGUAACAAUUUUUUUGCCGUGGUCUUAGUACGAGUGUGAUGGAGAUGUCACGGACGUACGUCAAUACUCUCGGUUUUAAAGUAAACGGUACGAUCUAGCUAGUACUAGGCCAGCGGAGUAUCAUAAGAAUAACAAUUACUUAAUAACAUAGUCGUUUUAGUAAUAAUAUGCUUUUAAAUACUAAAUAAGUUGGUAUUAUAGUUAUUGUGAUAAGAAGCAGCUGUCGAUGCUGGGAUCCUGUAUUAAUUAGAAUUAAUUACUCUAUUAUUAUCAUUAUAUAUAUUUUUUAUUUUAUUUUUAUUUUUUUUACAAGAAAAGUAACAUUGUUGGCAAUCAUGUCACGAAAAAGUUUUUAUAUUACAAACGCUUUAAAAGCGUUUAUUCUUUUUAUUUUUUUUUUUUAUUUUAAAAGAGUAUCCAUCACGGAGUGACGUCACUUUGAGUGGUUUUUAUUUCUUUUGUAACUCAUUUUCGUACAUUAAGUAAUUAUAAGACUUUGAUGUAUAUGUUAUUAAUUAAUAUUGAAGUAUUGAUGCGUAGAUUUAUUGUUUUUUUUGUUAUGUGUAAUUAUUUUUUUUUUUUUUUUAACUUGCAACACUAAUAUGUAUCUAUGUAUCAAUACGUCAAAACUAUAUGCGGUAUAAAUAAUGAAACUUAAUACAUUAUACAUUCUCUCUGCCUUAAUUUUUUUUUUAUUUUUCUUUUGUUUUUUUUUUUUUAUAUAUAUAUAGAUUUUUUUUUUGUUUAUUGGCUGUGAAUGCAUAUUUUGUCCGCACAUUUAUAACACAAGUUUCUUAUAAUGUUGUCUAUAUUGUAAGGUGCAAAUGUUCCUAUGAGUGUCAGUGUAUAGAUGUAGACAUUUUCAAUUCUAGCCUUGUUAAGACAUGCGGCGCAGAUUUUUCUAUUAACAAACAUUUAUCUUAAAAUAUACAAUUUUAAUUAUA